This is a messenger RNA of Clupea harengus (Atlantic herring), 620 nucleotides long. RefSeq names its product Kv channel-interacting protein 4-like (gene kcnip4a). Gene Ontology annotation, cellular component: voltage-gated potassium channel complex. The coding region runs from base 1 to 522 and encodes 173 amino acids. Gene Ontology annotation, molecular function: calcium ion binding; potassium channel regulator activity. The record is from RefSeq and is a predicted model, not a curated record. Gene Ontology annotation, biological process: regulation of potassium ion transmembrane transport. The transcript has 6 exons. NCBI's taxonomy places the organism in Eukaryota, Metazoa, Chordata, Actinopteri, Clupeiformes, Clupeidae.
AUGUGUGUGUGUGUGUGUGUGUGUGUGUGUGUGUGUGUGUGUGUGUGUGUCCCACAGGAGUGUCCCAGUGGUGUGGUCAGUGAGGAGACAUUUAAAGACAUCUACUCCCAGUUCUUUCCUCAAGGAGAUGCUUCCAUGUAUGCACACUUCCUCUUUAAUGCCUUUGACACGGAUCACGACGGCUGUGUGAGCUUUGAGGACUUUAUCAUGGGCCUGUCUAUUCUCCUGCGUGGUUCAGUACAAGAGAAACUCAACUGGGCCUUCAAUCUCUACGACAUCAACAAGGACGGCUGCAUCACUAAAGAGGAGAUGCUGGACAUCGUGAAAGCCAUCUAUGACAUGAUGGGGAAAUGGACGUACCCCAUCCUCAAGGAGGACACCCCCAGCCAGCAUGUGGACAUAUUCUUCCAGAAAAUGGACAAGAACAGAGACGGCGUGGUCACCAUAGAUGAGUUCAUCGACUGUUGCCAACACGAUGAGAACAUCAUGAGGUCGAUGCAGCUCUUUGAAAACGUCAUUUAGAUGGACAUGAACCUGCAGUGGCUGCAGCACCUGGAUACACACGCGCACACACACACACACACACACACACACACACACACACACACACACACACAGGA